AUGACGAAGUUUCAUGAUGGAGUUCGGAUUUCGUUCAAUAUUGCGUUAGUCUCGGACUUCUUUUGCCCAAAUGCAGGUGGUGUGGAGACGCAUAUAUAUUUUCUAGCGAAAUGUUUGCUGCAAUUGGGGCAUAAAGUAAUUGUAAUAACCCACGCUUAUGGCAAGCGGCGUGGCAUUCGAUAUCUUUCGAAUGGACUCAAAGUCUAUUACCUUCCGUUUAUUGUCAUGUACAAUGGUAGUUGCCUCCCAUCGAUCAUCGGUUCGUUGUACUGGUUUCGACGAAUAUAUUUAGAAGAACAUAUACAGAUAGUACAUGGCCAUUCUACAUUUUCAACAAUGGCACACGAAGCGAUGAUUCAUGCCUGGUGCCUGGGUUUGAGAACAACAUUCACUGAUCAUUCCCUUUUUGGCUUCGCUGACGCAUCUGCGAUUCUCAUGAAUAAAUUAGUAUUGCGGUAUUCACUUGCCAAUGUGAAUAGAGUUAUUUGUGUCUCGUAUACUAGCAAAGAAAAUACGGUAUUGCGAAGUGGUGUACUUGCAAGUAAAGUUGCAGUUAUUCCAAACGCAAUUGAUACUGAUGUGUUUGUGCCCGAUCCAUUUUUGUUCCGGAACAAUCCAACGACGGUUAUCGUUCUUUCCAGACUGGUAUAUCGUAAGGGAGCUGAUAUAUUAAUAAGAAUUAUACCUCGUGUUUGUUCACUUCAUAAUUCGGUGCGAUUUAUUAUUGGGGGUGAUGGACCGAAACGGAUUGAAGUAGAAGAAAUGCGCGAAAAAUACUGUUUGCAAGAUCGAGUAACCAUGCUAGGCACACUUCCUCACAAUCAGGUGCGCGAUGUUCUUGUACAGGGGCAGAUAUUUUUGAACACUUCGCUUACAGAAGCCUUCUGCAUAAGCAUUGUUGAAGCUGCUUCUUGUGGCCUUCACGUGGUUUCUACACGGGUUGGUGGAAUUCCAGAAGUUCUGCCGGAGGAUUUUAUCGUGCUAGUGGAACCUGAACCAAACAAUUUGACUGACGCUUUGCUGAAAGUGAUUCGAUUGCGAGAAAAUGGGCAGUUAACUGCACCGGAAAAGAAGCAUGAUGUGAUUUGUGGCAUGUAUCGUUGGCCUGACAUUGCGAAAAGAACUGAAAAAGUUUAUCUUUCUGCACUGCAAUGCCCGCAAUUGUCUUGGUUUGAGGGACUCUUAAGAUAUUGCGCGUGUGGAAUUGGACUCGGUAUAUUGUAUGUUUGGGUUGUUUUGUUAAACAUGAUCUUCAUCACAGUUCUUAACUACUUUGACCCAGUUCCGUCUACGAAUAAUUGGGAAGCAGAAAACAGAUCGCCUCGUCCAGUAAAAAACGGUCUUCUUACUAAACGUUUGCUUGGCCCACAUUCUUCUACAAGCAAUAUUCGAAAUAAGCACUAA
This is a messenger RNA of Acanthocheilonema viteae, 1404 nucleotides long. The record is from the annotation of a GenBank genome assembly. NCBI's taxonomy places the organism in Eukaryota, Metazoa, Nematoda, Chromadorea, Rhabditida, Onchocercidae.